AUGCCUCAACGCGGGGCUGUCUCUUUGAAUGGAGAUUCUGAUCACAAUGGCAGCACGAAGAAUGAUUGCCAUUCAUCCGAACAACAAAAUGGAUAUCACACACCACACAGGAAGGUUUUUGAUAACGAAGAAUUUCAACCUAACAAUACAGAAGAAGCGGACGACAAUAUGAUUAGGUAUCCCGAUGGCACUGUGCGGCUACGCAACUCCAACAUCGAACUCAUGGACCAAGAUAUACUCUACCACUUGGCACUGGGCAGCGGCUCUCAUGAUCUCGUAGAGAUGUUUGGAGACGUUAAGUUCGUGUGUAUGGGAGGUACCCCGAAACGGAUGGAGGAGUUCGCGUACUUUAUCAUGGCAGAAAUUGGUCACAAGUUACCGUGCGGCACAACUUUGCAGGACAUCAGCCAAUUUUCUUACCGAUACUCUAUGUAUAAAGUUGGGCCUGUGCUAUCUAUCAGCCAUGGUAUGGGUAUCCCAUCCGUAGGGAUCCUUCUUCACGAAGUUAUUAAGCUGAUGUACCACGCUAAAGUACGGGACCCAGUCUUCUUCAGGAUCGGCACUUGUGGGGGCAUCGGAUAUGAAGGCGGUACUGUUGUUAUAUCUGAAGAGGCGGUCGAUGGUGCUCUUAAGAAUGUUCUUGAACUGAUCGUUCUUGGUAAGAAUAUUCAGCGACCUGCAAAAUUGGAUAAGAGGUUAGCUCGCGAGUUGAAGGCGUUGUCAGACCCAGAAGAUCCAUACGACACAGUGAUGGGCAAGACUAUGUGCACUUAUGACUUUUAUGAAGGGCAAGGUCGGCUUGACGGUGCUUUCUGCGACUUCACCGAGACAGACAAGAUGGAAUACUUAGAGAGCGUCCACAAGGCGGGAGUAGUCAACAUAGAAAUGGAGUCACUCGCUUUCGCCGCCCUGACGCACCACGCCGGCAUCAAGGCGGCCGUCGUGUGCGUCACGCUUCUCGACCGGCUCAAAGGAGAUCAGGUUCUAGCUCCUAAAGAGGUAUUGGAUGAAUGGCAGCAACGUCCAACUAAACUGGUUUGCCGAUAUAUCAAAAGGUAUUUACAAAUGAAAGGCCGCUUGUCUUUGGACGGCCAUGGAUCCGUUACCGUCAAAAGCCCCCGGCGGUUUAAGCUAGUGCAGCAGGAGUCGGAAACAUACGAC
Messenger RNA from Brenthis ino (lesser marbled fritillary), 1161 nucleotides. NCBI's taxonomy places the organism in Eukaryota, Metazoa, Arthropoda, Insecta, Lepidoptera, Nymphalidae. The record is from the annotation of a GenBank genome assembly.